AUGGACGGAUAUGUUACUAUUUCUGCCUAUGAGGGUGUGUUGUUCGGUGGACUGCCUACCUAUUUCUGGCCUGAUGACACUCCGGGAGUAGGCCCUGCUAUGGAAGGUCUUACGUGCGCAUGCAAUUUCGGACCCUGGUCAUCAGUUGACGAGACUGGUCAAGGUGCACACUUUGAAGUGGAGCAAAAGUACCCAGAGAUGGAAAUGGAUAGUGCUGAUGUGUUAUUCAUGAUGCAAACCGAAGUUGUGGCAUGA
Sphaeroforma arctica JP610 is the source of this 255-nucleotide messenger RNA. RefSeq lists its product as hypothetical. NCBI's taxonomy places the organism in Eukaryota, Ichthyosporea, Ichthyophonida. The record is from RefSeq and is a predicted model, not a curated record. Bases 1 to 255 code for a protein of 84 amino acids. The transcript has a single exon.